UUUCUGCUCAUCUCUCUGCUUUAGUACAAAGGGAUGCUUAUUGAUCAUGUGGCUGAGCCUCAACCUCUUCUCCAGCUGACCCCACUUGGGAAUUCCAGUGACAAAAUUGUAUUGCUGAGUUUCAAUUCAUAGUUCUAUUGGGAUGGAUUUCAAGUGAAGAUCAAAUUUUGAAGAUCUGGUUCUAAUCACUUUUAGUGAUAUUUCAUAUUGGUUUUCUUUGAGUUUUCUAUUAUAGCCUUAUGAAAGCUGCAGAAUCAUUUGAAAUUUCAAUGGCUUCAAGAGUGGAGAUUGAUGAAGAUAGUGAUACCAACAAAGGCAGUAUGUGGGUUUUGGAUCAGAAGCUUGACCAACCCAUGGAUGAGGAGGCUGGCAGGCUUAGAAAUAUGUACAGGGAAAAGAAGUUCUCUGCACUAUUGCUUAUGCGGCUUGCAUUCCAAAGUCUUGGAGUGGUUUUUGGAGAUUUGGGUACUUCUCCCUUGUAUGUUUUCUACAAUACAUUUCCUCAUGGAAUUUCAGACCCGGAGGAUGUGGUUGGAGCUCUGUCAUUGAUAAUAUACUCUCUUACUCUUAUCCCGCUCCUCAAAUAUGUGUUCGUUGUUUGUAGGGCGAACGACAGUGGUCAAGGUGGAACAUUUGCUCUUUAUUCAUUGCUCUGCCGACAUGCAAAUGUAAAAACUAUUCCUAACCAACACCGGACUGAUGAAGAGCUAACAACGUAUAGUCGUUCUACUUUCCAUGAACAAUCAUAUGCUGCAAAAACCAAGAAGUGGUUGGAGGGGCAUGCAUCAAGGAAGAAUGCCCUUCUUCUUCUGGUCCUCGUUGGCACUUGUAUGGUGAUUGGUGAUGGGAUUCUUACUCCAGCUAUAUCUGUUUUAUCAGCUGCUGGCGGGAUCAAAGUAAGCAGCCCUGGCAUGAAAAAUGAUUAUGUCAUACUUGUUGCUGUUGUAAUAUUAGUAGGCUUGUUUAGCGUACAGCACUAUGGUACAGAUAAAGUUGGUUGGCUCUUUGCUCCCAUUGUGCUUCUUUGGUUUCUCUUAAUUGGAGGUAUUGGCAUAUUCAACAUCUGGAAACAUGACAGUAGCGUUUUGAGAGCUUUUUCGCCCGUCUAUAUAUAUCGGUAUUUUAAAAGGAAUGGGAGAGAUGGUUGGACUUCCCUUGGAGGUAUCAUGCUUAGUAUAACAGGGACUGAAGCACUCUUUGCCGACCUUGCCCAUUUUCCAGUUUCAGCUGUACAGAUUGCUUUCACUACGGUUGUGUUUCCUUGCCUUCUUUUAGCCUAUUCUGGACAAGCUGCGUACCUUAUGAAAUAUCAUGACGACAAAACUGUGCUUCAAGCAUUUUAUCGUUCCAUUCCAGAGAAAAUAUAUUGGCCAGUCUUCAUUGUUGCGACUCUAGCUGCAAUAGUUGCAAGUCAAGCAACUAUAUCGGCGACUUUUUCAAUAAUUAAGCAGGCUCUUGCACUUGGCUGUUUUCCUAGAGUCAAAGUUGUACACACAUCAAAGAAGUUCCUCGGCCAAAUAUAUAUUCCAGAUAUUAAUUGGAUUCUUAUGAUUCUUUGCAUUUCUGUGACUGCUGGAUUCAAAAAUCAAAGCCAAAUUGGAAAUGCAUAUGGGACGGCAGUUGUUGUGGUCAUGCUAGCAACCACACUGCUCAUGACUCUAAUCAUGAUAUUAGUGUGGCGCUGUCAUUGGAUUCUUGUCCUGAUAUUCACUGGUUUGUCACUGGUUGUGGAAUGCACUUACUUUUCUGCUGUCCUCUUCAAGGUUGAUCAAGGUGGAUGGGUUCCUCUUGUGAUUGCAGCUGCCUUUCUUCUCAUCAUGUAUGUUUGGCAUUAUGGUACAUUGAAACGUUAUGAGUUUGAGAUGCACAGUAAGGUUUCAAUGGCAUGGCUUCUUGGACUUGGCCCCAGUUUAGGAUUGGUUCGGGUCCCUGGGAUAGGACUUGUGUACACUGAGCUUGCAAGUGGAGUGCCUCACAUCUUUUCCCACUUCAUCACCAACCUGCCUGCGAUCCAUUCUGUUGUCGUCUUUGUUUGUGUGAAGUAUCUUCCUGUAUACACUGUCCCAGAAGAAGAAAGAUUCCUUGUAAAGCGGAUUGGCCCCAAGAGUUUCCACAUGUUCCGUUGCGUUGCAAGAUACGGUUACAAAGACCUCCACAAGAAAGAUGAUGACUUUGAGAAAAAACUCUUCGAUAACCUUUUCAUGUUUGUCCGGCUCGAGUCCAUGAUGGAGGGGUGUUCAGACUCGGAUGAGUACAGUAUAUAUGGCCAGCAAACUGAGAGGUCAAGGGAAGGCCUAAUAAAUAAUAAUGGCAACACAAUUGGAUCGACUGCGGACCUUACUAUCUCAUCAGUGGACUCAAUUGUGCCUGCUAAAUCUCCAUUGCAUGCAAACAAUACUACGAGUUCAUCCAGUCAACUGAGCAUGCAGAAUGAGAUUGAUGAGCUAGAAUUUUUGAAUAAUUGUAGGGAUUCUGGGGUGGUGCAUAUACUUGGGAACACGAUCGUGAGAGCAAGGAGGGAUUCCAGGUUCUACAAAAAGAUAGCUGUUGAUUACAUUUAUGCAUUUCUUAGAAAAGUUUGCAGGGAGCACAGUGUGAUCUUCAAUGUUCCUCAUGAGAGUCUAUUGAAUGUUGGACAGAUUUUCUAUGUGUAAAUUUUCUGUCUAUCAUCAAUGAAACUUAUAUCAUACUGUAAAUGCCGAUUGUUUUUCACUCUAGUUGCGUUUUAAAUCAUAUUAGGAAUGCAAUUAAAAAGUAAAGAAGUGUUGAGAAAAUCUUGACAAA
Molecule: messenger RNA, 2784 nt
Organism: Prunus avium (sweet cherry)
Lineage: Eukaryota; Viridiplantae; Streptophyta; Magnoliopsida; Rosales; Rosaceae
Source: RefSeq, a predicted model, not a curated record